AUGGCUGAAGAGAAUUUGACGGCUGUUACUGAAUUUAUUCUCUUGGGACUGACGGACAUUGCAGAACUGAAAGUUAUGCUUUUUGUGUUAUUCCUAGUGAUAUAUGCCGUUACCUUGGUGGGGAAUCUGGCCAUGAUCUUCUUAAUCCAAAUCACUCCCAAACUCCACACACCCAUGUACUUUUUCCUCAGCUGCCUUUCAUUUGUAGAUGCCUGCUAUUCAUCAGUUAUUGCACCAAAAAUGCUGAUCAACUUCUUGGUUGUGAGUGAAACCAUAUCAUUCUCUGCCUGCAUAGUGCAGCAUUUGUUUUUUGGUGUGUUCAUCACCACGGAAGGCUUCUUGCUCUCAGUGAUGGCAUAUGAUCGUUAUGUGGCCAUUGUCAACUCUUUGCUUUACACUGCAGCCAUGUCUAAGAGGAAGUGUGUAGGGCUAGUCAUUGGGUCAUUCAUAGGUGGAAUGACUAACUCAUUGACACACACAAUAAGCUUAGGGAGACUGUCCUUCUGUGAGUCUAAUGUUGUCAGCCACUUCUUCUGUGAUGUUCCCCCACUGCUAAAGCUGUCAUGUUCUGACACUUCCAUGAAUGAAUUGUUGCUCUUAACCUUCUCUGGAGUCAUUGCCCUAGCCACCUUCUUGAUUGUGAUCAUUUCCUAUGUAUUCAUUGCUAUUGCUCUCCUGAGAAUCCACUCAGCAGCAGGCAGACGGAAAGCUUUCUCUACCUGUGUCUCUCAUCUGACUGCAGUGACCAUAUUCUAUGGCACCUUAAGUUUUAAUUAUAUUCAGCCAAAUUCCCAGUAUUCUGUAGAACAGGAGAAGGUGGUUUCUGUGUUCUAUACACUAGUGAUUCCCAUGUUAAACCCACUGAUUUACAGUCUUAGAAACAAAGAGGUAAAGGAUGCUGUGAGAAGGGCCAUAGAAAUGAAACAUUUCCCCUGCUAA
This is a messenger RNA of Equus quagga, 939 nucleotides long. RefSeq names its product olfactory receptor 1052-like. Gene Ontology annotation, biological process: G protein-coupled receptor signaling pathway; sensory perception of smell. Gene Ontology annotation, cellular component: membrane. The transcript has a single exon. Gene Ontology annotation, molecular function: G protein-coupled receptor activity; odorant binding; olfactory receptor activity. NCBI's taxonomy places the organism in Eukaryota, Metazoa, Chordata, Mammalia, Perissodactyla, Equidae. The coding region runs from base 1 to 939 and encodes 312 amino acids. The record is from RefSeq and is a predicted model, not a curated record.